Trichobilharzia regenti is the source of this 1117-nucleotide messenger RNA. The record is from the annotation of a GenBank genome assembly. Lineage: Eukaryota; Metazoa; Platyhelminthes; Trematoda; Strigeidida; Schistosomatidae.
UGUCAUUUGACGUAUGUCCGAUCUAUCCCCAUUUACUUGCUGAGCAAUAUAUUCGUGAAUAUUUGGCUCCCAGAGUUUCUUGUUCGUAAUUCUUUCCAGCCUGUUACCUGAUCUUCAGUCUAGAGCUAGAGAAGUCUGUUCGGAAUGCUUUUUAGUAAAGCGCCAAGUUCCUGACCUGUAUAGAAGAAGUGACUGACAUGAAAUUGGUGUUGAAAAUCCAUAUUUUGUUGUUGACGCUGAGUGAAGUAUAUUUCCAAACUGAUUACAGAAUGAUGAAGGUCUGUCUUGCCUUUCCAAUUCCGAUUUUAACAUCCUCAUGCCUGAUUGUUUGUAUGAUUUAAUGUAGAGUCAUGUGAUCAAUAUCAUUAGAAGGCAUUUAAAUAACAUUAACAAUUAAUCGAUAAAUCUUAACUAUAAUGUGAAUAUAAUGUGAAUUAAUGUAAUGGCUAAAAAACAUCAAAAAGAUGGUAAAAUUAAAAAGUUAGAACGUAAAUCAAAAGCGAAACAAGACAGACCUAAUUCAGAACUUGACUGUAACCAGUCUGAAUCAUCACAACAUGAAAUUUAUCCGUCUACAGAUUAUCCACAUCAAUAUCAUCCUCAUUAUGACAUAGAAAGACAACAACAAUAUCCACAAGAUAGAGAACACUAUCAACCUCGUCAUCACAACCCAUACUAUCAACACAGUCAGCAGUUGCAACAACAACACCAACAUCCCAGGUAUCCUCAACGACAUCAACGUCUAUAUCAAUAUUUCCGAAAGAAUACAGAUCUAUCAAAGAGUACAGCAUCUGGAGAUGAUUCGAAAUUCACUUAUGCUUGGUGUCAAUUAUGGUUAUGUGUAAUACUUAUCUUAUUAUUUCCAUUCACUAUAUUCGGUUUAAUAACACUUGUAUUAAUGUUAACAGCUUAUACUGAUUUAAACAAUAAACAGUUUAGACAAUAUCAACGUAAGAUAAAACGAACAAAGUAUAUAUUAGCAACAGUUUAUUUUACAAUAUCACUUUUAUUCUCUUUAGGCCUAACAAUGAUAAUUAUUUUAUCGUCUACAAAUAUGUUGAAUAAAGCUGAAAUUUUAAACAAAACACGUGGAUAUUUAAAAAAAUUAAUUCAAUGA